AUGUCUGACAAUGAGGCUCUUACGCCGCCCAGACGGUCUGGAACUAGCGACCCUGGCGCUCACGAUCUAGCUAACGCUUCCGACUCUGACGAUCAUUUUUCCGAUGCCCAAUCUGCUCCUCUCAGCCCCGGAACGUCGCCGAUCCCCAAGACUCGUGUAGAGAAAGUUGACGACGAACCAUCAUACGGCGAGGUCCCUGGAACGGAGGCUUACCGCCUGAGGGAGGGGGACGCUGAGCCGGAUGAGAUUGCUAUCCAGGAGAAGAAGAGCGAUGCGUCGUCGUCUGAGGGCAGUGCACCAAAGUCGCCCGUCAUCCCUAAGACUGUUGUCGAGGAGGCUCCCGGCUCGACAGGGCCACACUCAGAGGAGUUCCUGGAGAAGCGCAAGGCAGACGCCCCAGCCGACUUGGUUGUGAAGCCGGAAGGCGAGACCGAGGAAGGCGGCAGUUCCGAUCCGUCUCCUGUAUCACCUGCGCUCUCAACUCCGGGAUCGCCUCACCUGAAGCGGAAAUCCUCCAGGACUGCUUUGUCUUCGGCCCCAUCCAGUGCAAGCCUCGCACCACCACCCGAUGCGGAAGACGAUGAUGAGGGCGGCGGCGAUGAUUUUGGGGACGAUUUUGACGAUUUUGAGGAGGGUGCCGAGGCCGAUGGUGACUUUGACGACUUUGACGACGGCUUCCAAGAACCAGAAUUCGAGGCACCUGCACCAGCCCCGCCGCCGAGCUUGUCACAAGUACCUUCAUUACCAUUCCAUAUACCUGAUUUCGACGGCCUAGACAGCGAGGACGUCUUGCAAGCUGUCGACCCAUACCUCAACACCCUCUUCCCGCCAGAAGACUUGGAUGUGUCCCCUCCCCCACCAAUAACCAAAGAAAAUCCCAUCUUCCUCACACCGCGUAGCGCGUCUCUGUGGUCACAACUUGUAGCGCCCCCGCCGCUGGCACCGCCAGAUUGGAUCCGCUCCCGUAUCCGUCGCUUGUUCCUGGUCUCCCUGGGCGUGCCGGUGGAUCUAGAUGAGAUCCUCCCGGCCUCCAAGCAGAAGAAGCUUGUGCUGCCAUCACUCCAAGUCACGACGGCCGGAUCACCGCGGACAUCUUCGGAUAUCCGCUCCGUGGCACGGAUUCGACAGUCCGACGCCAACGCCUCGUCGACGUCAGUCGAUUCGAAGGGGAAGCCGUCAACAUCCAAGAAAAAGGGCCCGCCGCCAGUACCGGACCUAGAUCUCGUAUCGGCCAAGCAGUUAUGUGCCACCACAGACGAGGCACUGAAUGGCAUGACGGACGAAGAGCUCAAGGCUCAUGUCGAGAAGCUCAAGGCAAUGGAGGGCACGGCCAGGGAGGUGCUAGAGUAUUGGACCAAGAAGACGGACGAAAAGAUAGGCGACAGGGAAGCAUUCGAAGGCGUCAUAGAAAAUCUGGUCAAACACGCGCGUAAGGUCAGGAAAUAA
Messenger RNA from Colletotrichum graminicola M1.001, 1446 nucleotides. RefSeq lists its product as uncharacterized. The transcript has 4 exons. The coding region runs from base 1 to 1446 and encodes 481 amino acids. The record is from RefSeq and is a predicted model, not a curated record. Lineage: Eukaryota; Fungi; Ascomycota; Sordariomycetes; Glomerellales; Glomerellaceae.